AUGAAUCAAUAUGGUUAUAACGCGAACAUAUAUCCCUAUAGAGGGUAUCAAGAACAGCAGUACCGGGAUAGCCAAAAUAUAUUUGCGACGGUUCCAGCAACCAAUAGUAGCAUGGAUAUAGAAGAUGGAAUUCCUAAUAUAGAACCCCCAGGCUUACAGCAUCCAAAAUCUACAAAUAUUUUCCCAAAAGUGAAUCCGCAAUCCCAGGAUUAUAAUUUAAAAGCGCCAAACCUAUACCAAGAACCUCAGAAAAGGGGGCAAAGUUUGAAAGAAUCAGUUGUUUCAUUAUUCGAAAAUUUGGGUAAUUUAGUUGCCGCUUAUGCUCCUUCUGAAGAUAAAGAACAGCUAAGAAGCUUAGUUAAUCAGGCCAUCCAGGAUUAUCCUGAGCUGGAAUCAAAGCUCCAGGUAUUAUUGCAGACUAGCCUGAAAAAAAUAAAUCAGCCAUCAAGAGCAGAAAUUCCUAAUGGAGGGUGUCAGCAUUAUGGGGCAGAAAGAUAUACGCCGAUCUGCAAGCAGAGCCAUUGUAAAGAAUGCUUAAGAGAGCUGAUUUUUGCUGAUCCGGAAAAUUCACAGCAAAUAGCUUGCCCAUGUGGAAUUGGAUUGUCAAGAAAAAACAAGGAUGAAAUUGCUCCAGAACUGAAUCCGUAUAUAAAGAAACAGAUAGGAAAUUCUAUAAAUAUACCUGCUCAAAACUUCUCUCAAGGCAGACCUCAAGCUGAUCUGAAGCAAAACUUUAAACCAGCCCCUCAAAGUUUUCAAGAGAAUGUUGAAAAGCAAAGCCCGCCUCAGCUUCAAAAAAAGCCUAUUCCUCCUGCAAACCAAAAUAAGCCUCAGCCUAAAAUUUUUGCUGCUGAAAAUAAAAAACACCAAAACCCUCUUCCACCUAAUCAAAUAAUUCCUAAAAGAAUCCCAGAAAACCAAAGUCCUCCAAAAUACCAACACCCUCCAGAGCUUCCAAAAAACAAAAACCCACGGUCUGGUCCAAGAAUUGACGCUAAUAAACUAGCGUGCACUGUGUGCUCAGCAGUUAAAGAUAUUGAUAAUUUUACUGCUAUAACAUGCUCAGGGCAUGAUAUCUGCUCAACUUGCAGAGUUAUUUACCUUCAGCGCAGCCAUGAGUGCCCAAAAUGCUAUCGUGUAUAUAGCGAUAGUGAAAUUGAAAUGAUAUCAAUAUAGCCUAAGGCGACUUUUAGCAUUCCAGGGUCAUUAUAUAUUCUUGCAGCCUAUGUGAUGGUAAAUUUGCAAUAUUGUCAAGCUAAUUUUACAAAUUGGCAUAUGCGCCCUUAAUUAGCAUUUAAACAUGGAUUUAUAAACUGCUAUUCGAAAAAGUUUAAAAGGCUUCUAAUAAUGAAGGAGAAACAAAAGCAGCUCUGGACUGUAUUAGCAGCUACACUUCCUCCUGAAGAAUUAAAUGUUCCACAAAAUCAACAAAAUUUUGAAAGACAAGAGGAGUUUAUAUGUAUUCACUGUGGAAAUAAAAUAGCAAAGAGCGAAACUCAUAUGUAUGAAUGCAUGCAUCCUCUUCAUAUCCAAUGCCAAACUCCAACUGGAUGCCCAGUAUGCGGUUAUUAG
Molecule: messenger RNA, 1572 nt
Organism: Blepharisma stoltei
Lineage: Eukaryota; Ciliophora; Heterotrichea; Heterotrichida; Blepharismidae
Source: the annotation of a GenBank genome assembly